This is a messenger RNA of Pieris macdunnoughi, 663 nucleotides long. The record is from the annotation of a GenBank genome assembly. Lineage: Eukaryota; Metazoa; Arthropoda; Insecta; Lepidoptera; Pieridae.
AUGGAUAUCCGACCAAAUCAUACGAUAUAUAUCAACAACCUGAACGAAAAAAUAAAAAAGGAUGAAUUAAAGAAGUCAUUAUAUGCUAUAUUCUCACAAUUUGGCCAAAUAUUAGAUAUAGUAGCCCUUAAAACGUUAAAGAUGAGGGGACAAGCUUUUGUAAUAUUUAAGGAAAUUUCCAGUGCUACAGUUGCACUGCGAAGUAUGCAAGGAUUUCCAUUCUAUGAUAAGCCAAUGAGGAUUCAAUACUCAAAAACUGACAGUGAUGUCAUUGCUAAAAUAAAAGGUACCUUCCAAGAAAGACCUAAACGGCCUAAAAUGCCCAAGUCAUUGGAAGACAGUAAGAAGAAGAAGAAAGAUGCUAAUAGAAAUGCUGUGCCUGGAUUUGGUCAACCUGGUCACCUUAAUAAUGUUAAUGCGGAACAACCUCCAAACCAGAUUCUGUUCCUUACAAACCUCCCAGAUGAAACCUCUGAGAUGAUGUUGUCUAUGUUAUUCAACCAAUUUCCUGGUUUCAAAGAAGUCCGUCUGGUGCCCAAUCGGCAUGACAUUGCAUUUGUGGAGUUUGCAAAUGAAAUGCAGUCUGCAGCAGCCAAAGAAGCACUACAAGGAUUUAAGAUUACUCCAACACAUGCAAUGAAAAUUACAUUUGCUAAGAAAUAA